Xyrichtys novacula (pearly razorfish) is the source of this 43984-nucleotide messenger RNA. NCBI's taxonomy places the organism in Eukaryota, Metazoa, Chordata, Actinopteri, Labriformes, Labridae. The record is from the annotation of a GenBank genome assembly.
AUGGACUCUAACAUUAUGGAGAUAAUAGAGGAAUUCAUGGAAAGUGCGUUGGUGCAAUGGGUACGUCAUUUAUCAUUUAUCUCGUUUAGUUAAAGGAAAGGUCAUGAUUUUAAGAGGCAGAGGGAGAGGGAAAGAGAGGGGAUUUAAAAUACUUAUUUCUGUGGAAAGCCUGCAUAGACCUGCUGAAGACUGUAGGCUACUACUGUUAGAGCUUGUUUGAAUGUAGUUUAAUAUGAUAUGGUGUCAUAUAAAGCAGUUUGAUUCCCAGUUAUAUGUACUAAACUAGUUUAAAGUUAACAGUUGAAUACAUGUCUAAAAUAAGUCCAGAUAUUUGCCAUUGGUAACAACAAAACAAACACCCGACUUCUGCUUUUAGCAGCUUCCCUUGUCUCUCAGUGACCAUUUUUUUUCUCCUGGCAGAGAAACUUCCGUGUCCUUGGGCUGUCUCCGAUUUGAAAAAGUAAUCUACUGUGUGUUUGGUCUGAAGAGGGUUUGUUGUGUUUCUAACAAGCUGGUUUUCAUCUGGGUUUUCCACAUGAGAAACCAAUCAGCCCAGGGGGAUUUAUAUCCCUUUCUGGUCAAUGAACAUUGUUUACAAUACAAUGUCAUAAUGUCCCGAACCCUAUAGGGGAUAUUCUCCACAGUUUUACCCAACGCUAAAGAGGGUCAUGGGUCAGGUUCAACAGCCUGCAGCCAGCGUAGGUAUAGUGUUGCUCAAGGGCACUUCAGCCAGGCAGUUAUUCACUGGCAUGAGAGCUUUCACCCUGCUUCGCAAGACAGACAUCCGUGAUAACAGCUCGGCUCUACUGCCCAGUUUACUCACUUGGUCAAGGUCUCCAGCAGCUCAUCUUCACCUAAUCAGCUGUGAACUGACCAGGCUGGUAGUUGUGUUUACAGACAGUGCAGUUUUUAGAAAAUGCAGGUGGGAAUAAGCCUCAUUAUAUUGCAGUUUGCAUUGGCACAGCUCUUCUUAGGGGGGAGAAAGACCUUGGCUGCGGCCCUGCUUGGCUGCCUGUCACUGUGAAGUACUUCCCAGUGUGAGAGCACAGAUCCCACCUGUCCAGACAGGUGCUCCGACUCAAGUGGCUUCCUGCACUGGAGAAAUAUUUGCAAUUCUCUGUCUCCCACUCCUCUCUCGUUCUCUUUCUGCUCCUGAUUCUGUCAUCCUCCUCCUCCCCUACCACCUCCUGCUAUACUCUCAUGCUUAUCUCAAAGCUCACACAAUGAUUCCUCCCUGUCUCUCACAGGUUCAGCUGUUUGAGAAGAUGGUAGAGGGAGAGGAUGGUGUCUCUCUCUACAGCCAGUACAUGGAAGUAAACUCAACUACCCAGAGUACCCGGGACCGGUAUAUGAAGCUGACCAAUGGGGUUUUCCUCAAUGAGGUCAUGAGAGUCAUGUAAGAUUGAUCAAGCGUUUCUUACUUCACUGCCUUGCUGCCACAUUAUGUCUACAAUGCAAAUGAAGGCCAGACAAAACAAUUAUUGUCAGAAGAACAUGCAAGGAAAUGUCUCAGGCUACAGUUGAUUUAAGAAAAAAGUAAAAAUGUGUUGAGCUCUAGUUUAUUAGGGGGAUUUGUAGAAACUAUAAUACAUAUAUAUAGAUAUGAAAAGAGAAAAGCAUGUUUCUUCCUGCAGUUUGUUGUAAAAUGUAGCUUGAAUAUCUCUGAAUCAUAAUGAAACAUAGCUACCUGAUCUUUAAGGGUGAGCCAUCACAGGUAAAAUUUUCUUUUUUUGCAUGCAGUGACAAAGGACUUAGAAGUUCAGCCUAAUCAUCCAUUCAUUACUUUGGUCUGGAUUGAAACAUCGCAGUAGAUUCUGGGUCGAUUUUAAAAAAUGUACCGGCACUCAUGGUCUUUGUUGAUAUGGUUGUGCUGACUUUUAUCACCUCUUCCAUCUCCUAUAGUGCCUUUUAGGGUUCACACUUGUUUUUAUGAUGUGAUAAUUGCCAAAAAUUGGAUGUACUUUGGUAUACAUUAUGGUAACAUAUUUAAAGACCACAAGGGGGGACUUUGCCAUUUUGAGAUUGCCCACUCAUUAAUUUGUGACUAAAUCCACAUAAAGUAGUACAAUUUACAAUAAAACUUAACAUAAAAAAAUAUGAUAUGUGAUCUCACAAGAUGUAAAAGAGAGGCUUAAAUGUGUUCUGUAUCUUCAUCUUCAAUUCUCAGCGUUUUUAACAUCUUGUCUCUGUCAUCCGAUGUGUUCACGAUGCCAAGCAGCUGAUGAAUCUGCUCCGUUAUUCCAGUAAAUAGCCACAUGUCGAUUCUCACUGCCUCUGUUUCUCAGGCUCAUUAAAGUUUUAUUCACUGGCUGCUUAAAUGCAUUGUUGUAUAAGGGUGUCCCAUCUUGACUGAUGAGGUGCCGUGCUGUUUGUUCAAGUUCCUGUUGAUUCACCGCCAUGUCCCUUCUCUGUUUAUCUUAGAGACCCAAACCCCAAGGUGGAGCGGCUGUACGACAGCGAGAAACAUGAUCACAUGCUGAGAGUCCAGAACUUUUCCAUUUUGAAUCGACACCUCAGAGCCUUUUACCAGGUAGGUGGAGAUCAGUGGGGAAGGAAAAUAAUGAGUAAUGAUCUGACACUCCACAGAGCAUGUACAUGUUUUCCUGAGAUAUUUCUGCCAUCAUGUAGAUUAAACCUAUCAUUGUAUGAUGAACUUUCAGUCUGUCUACUGGCUUUAAAUGUUUUUCUUCCUAGUUAAUGUCUUAUCUUUAGUUGUAAUAUUUAUAUCAAUUUAAGAUUGUCAAAGCAAUUCUCAAGCUUUUGACACCACAGUAAAAAACUGUUAUCUCUAAAAACAACAAUCUCUAAAAUCAACAACCGAUAAUUUCCAGUCUAGAUUAAACUGAGAUUUAAGAAACAAGAUGUUUAGUCUUAAAUUGGGAACUUGAUUGACAGCUUUUGUCCCCCUGUUUCAGGUCCUUAUGCUUGUCUAUUUUAUUCCCAAGUGAGAAAUGAACUGUUCCUCCAACUCAUUUCUUUAGUUGUAGUUUUAUUUCCAUACAAGUAUGGCCUCAACCAAAGCCUAACUGGAUGUUUUGAUGCCUUGUCAAAACUGGUCAGAAGGCAAUUCAUUCCACAAAGAGUAGGUUUAGUGAUCGGGCAACCCCGUGUGACACAGACUACACCAGUGUAUGGUAACUGACCUGAUCUGCAUUGUGUUAUACAAAAAUAUUUUGAAUAGCCCCAUUAGCAUUCUCUUGCAUUUCUUGGAAAAGGUUUUUUAUUUAAAAAAAAAGAAAGAAAAAAAGCUUGUGUAAUGGCUUUUAUGUGGAUGAACUAAAAUGACUCGCUGCUCAUUAUAAAUAGAGACGUCUCUCAAAUUCACUGGAAAAAAAUCUACUUCAACAUAACUCAGGGCCACACUAAAUGGCAGGGGAGAUAGGGUGAAGGAGGAGGGUUGGAGAAGCAGUUGGCUUGCUGUAAGGUUAGAGAAAGCAGAAAAAGAUGAAGCCCAACCAUCAGCCUCAACACACGAAUAUUUCACCUGAGGUGAUUCUCGAAGUUUGAAGUGUGUGUGAGGGCUGAUGGAACAUUUGCACAAAAAAGAAGAUGAAACACAGAAAAAAAUUACAUUCUCUGAAGACAUGUCCUUGCUUAUUAUCAGGCAAAUUGGGUGAGAAAAAGUGGAGAGAUGGCCAGCUGAAUCUUUUUUGAUGCAAUUGUGGUUUGGAUUCUAAAAAUUUAUCAAAUAGCAGCACCAUGCAUUGCAUAAUGUGCAUCUAAGCUGCCUGUGGCAUUGGAGGAAAUGACACAAUUGCUUUCCCCGAGGAUGAUUCAAAGCUCUCUGUUCUCAGCAGAGAAAACCUCCCCAAGCAGCAGUCAGGUGGGGUGAACAUGCACAGCAUAGCUUGUCACACAACAUGAGAACACGAGUCUACAAGGUUUCACUUCCUCAUUUUCAGUGAAUUGCUAAUGUCCCUUGAAAGCUCUCAGUAGCAGAAAACACUGCUGAUAAUUGGCGAGCUCAUAUCAGUCGAUGUUAAACCGAGUGCACUUAUAACAGGCUUGUCUAUAGUAUGGACGUUUCGUUUCACUCUGGUUGUGGUUAUACUUCUCAAUGUCUUUUUUUGGUCCUGUAUUGCUGUGUAUGUGUUUAUGUAAGUGUGUAUGUGCUACAAUACCAUUGUGUGUGUCUGGUUAGUGUAAACCACAGCAACAGUUGAUGACGCCUCAGUGCUAAAUUUUUUCCUACUGUGACUUCAGCUUUCAAACAGCUACUCACACUGUCAUCGAAGUGCCGUCUGCUUUGCUCUGUUUGUACUAUAGCCUCAUCAUUUUUCUCUUUUCCACUCCUCUGCUGAAGUUUGUUGGUUGUUUUCCAGUUUGUUCAUGUCUAUGUGGUUUGUGUCAUGCUAACUUCUAUUUCCAUGAGUAUGUUAGAUUCUUCUCUCAUAGUGCUAUUCUGGUAUACAGUAUUUAUUCUCAGCCUUUUCAUUGUGGUAUGCUUAAUUCUAUAGAUAGAUAGAUAGAUAGAUAGAUAGAUAGAUAGAUAGAUAGAUAGAUAGAUACUUUAUCAAUCAAGAAAUUCAGGAGUCGCGCCUCUCACAGACUUAUACACAGAACACUAACAAAGACAACAACGACGACAACAACAAGUGCACCUCUGCAGACCAGCCAAGUAGAGUAAAAUCAGUUAAAACCAGCAUAAAACCAGUAUAAAAAGUACAAUAAAUGCAAUAGUGCUAGCAGUGCAAUAUGUGUAUAGUGCUGAGGUGCACAGGUCCUCGACUCAGGUUGUGUUAAACAGUCUAAUGGCUGCUGGAAGAAAGGACCUCCUGUGGCACUCUGUCCUAGAGCGUAGCGCUAUGAGCCGGUCACCACGGCGACUGCUGGACUGCUCAGAGAGGAUGUGGUGAAGGGGGUAGCUUGUGUUUCCCCUGAUGGCUAGGAGCCAUCCAGUCAGUUCUAUUCUAUUCUAUUCUAUUCUAUUCUAUUCAGUUGAAUUCUAUGCUUUUCUAGUCUGUUCUAUCAUGUUCUAUUCUCUUCUAUUCAGUUUUAUUCUGUUCUAUUUGUUCUUUGCCAUUCUUUUCUGUUCUAUCCUAUUCUAGUCUGUUCUGUCCUAUUUUGUUUUAUUCUACUCUAUUCUUUCUAGUCUGUUCUAUUAUGUUAUGUGCUACUCUAUUCUGUACUUUUCUGUUCUAUUGUUCUGUUUUAUUCUGUUCUAUUUGCUUGUUGAUAUUCUUCUCUGUUCUAUUCUUUUCUAGUCUAUUCUGUUUUUCUAUUCUACUCUGUUCUAUUUGUUCUUUUCUACUAUGUUCUAUUCUAUUCCAUUAACGUGUUUAAAUGUGUAUUCUCUAUUUUUGUGUCAUUCUUGUGAGGUCUUCUCAGUUUUUGUUGUUGCUGAUUGUAUGAAGUUUGUUUUUGCUUUUCUGUUGUUACAUACAUUAUUCUCUCUAAAAGUUGUUUCCAUCAUUUUCUCAGUUGGAUUAAAUUGUCUUUAGUUCUGUCUUAGCCCAAACAUUGUACUGUAUAUGAGUUAUUCCCUUGAUUUUUAAAACUCUGUUGUUAUUUUCAUACUUCUCAGCUCCAUUCUCUUCUGUUUUCUAUUCUAUACUGCUCCUCUGUUCUCCUCUGUUUUUUUGUUCUUUUCUCAGUUAAAUGUAAAAUCCUUUAAUGGGUUUGAGUGAAGACACUUUCCUGUUAAUGGGAUUUUAAGUGCUAAUUUCUCCUGCCUACUAAUUUAUUGACCCUCUACAUUUAAAGAUCUCUGUUCUCAGUAAACCGUGACAUUUUUAAGGCUGCUGAACAUCUCGUAAAUGACGUUUGAAUUAACAUAAAAAUCCUCAGAUUGAAUCUGGUGUGCUCAUAAGCAUAAAGGCAAUUAAAAAAGAAAGAAAUAAAAGAUAAAGAAAAGUCAAGACAGCUCACCAAACUUUAAAAUCUAACUGUCUGUGAGUAAAAAGAAAGCAACUUCAGUUCAGCAACAUAAAGUACUCGACAGCGUAGAAAAUAUUGCACAUAGUUUCAGUUCUCUUUGCUACUGCAGCAUGAAUGAAAAUGCCCCAAAUCCAAGGCUAUUUUAUACAAGUGUCGAUAAUUUUCAAAGGCAGACCCACUCAGAAAGUCUAAUUCACUAUUUUUACUGUGUCAUUGAAAAGAGUUACACAUCCUAUAGAAAUCCACAGUGGGAGAAACUGUCCUGUAAAUCACUGUGAAGCACAGAUAACUACACCAUGCAUCAUAAGUACUGCUAAUCCUCGACCAAAGCAUGGUAUGCAGUUGUACUAAGCAUUGAUGUGUAAAACAUAGCGCAGAAGGGAUUUGAGUGAUAAGCAGCCAGUAUGUAUUUUGGCUGUGUGCUGCUGGAGAAGCAACUGUUCAUCAUGCUCUUACAAAAUUUGUAGUCCAGCUAAUCUCAUGCAGAAGUCUGUCUGGCAUCUGAAACCAUGAGCUUCAUGAUGACCGCCACAGAGCUGCAGAAGCUCACACCCUGCAGGCCCUGAAGGAGGGGAGACUUCAGGUUGGCUUCACGUGGCACUGAUGCCAAAAUCACACGUUUGCUGAAGGAACAACUCUGUGUUUUUGUACAUUUUCUGUUACAUUGUUCGGUUUAUGAAUUACAGUCCGUGGCAGAGAGGGCUGUAGUUGCCACUGUGUGUGAUUUUGUGUGGAUGGAGUGCAAGAGGAUGUGAACAGGCUUUCAGAGCAGUUGGGGCAGAAGCUAGCCAACAAAAUGUGUGGCUCUCUGACAGAAACAUUUUUAAUUAACAGGGACUUUGUUCCGGUUUGUUCUCAGUUCAAGACAGAAUAAAUAAAGUAAUACAAUAAACUGAAUUUCGUGAAGGGAAGUCAUCUGCCUUCCUCUCUGGUGUUGCUCUGAAUUAUAUUGUAAGAGGAGCUGCUAGAAGUACUUGUCUUGCCUCCAGUUAAACCAGGUUUCUGGACGGGGAGUGUCUGAAGUGUUUGUGGUCCAGAUUGAUUCAGCAUCAUUAAGAAUGUGCCAGGAGAUUUGUCCAAGAUCUUGAAUGAGAAACUACAUCUCAGUGAAACAAGCUGACCAGAGUGUUGAUGAGCCUUCUGCUUGUGCUGAAUCGCCAUUAAUGCUGGAACACAGAAUAAUGCUGCAGCACAGGACCGCAUGCCAGAAUAACUCAAACUCAUUGGCUCACUUUACCCACAUUAUGAGUCCACAGAAAAAACAUCAUGACUAUUUAACACCCACCUAGGGAACCCAUGCCUUUGCAUGUUUUAUAUUUGUUGACUCUACUGAAUGUUUGAACUGAUUUUUGUAAUAAUGUCUCUUUAGAACUGAAGCAGAAAUGUUAUUUCCAGAUAAAACACAAACCACUCACUAAAAGUCUAAGCAUGAAAGCAGGACACAUACAAAGGUAGGUUAGAAUAGAAGUCUGUUUUUUCUUUAGUCAAAAGACAGGCAAGGGUUAAAUCAGGUGGGCAACCUAAUCAGGCAGACAAAUCCAAUAAAAGGCCAGCAGAGAGUCAUAAAACCAAGGGUCAGGCACUGGGUCAAUCGAGCAGACUGUAUGCUGUAAAGCUAGCCAGCUGCACACAAGACAUUCUGGCAAAUUUUUGAUGUAUUGAUUUAACUUACUUAACCUUUAUUUAUUCGGGUUUGUCCCAUUAAGAUUAAAAAUCUAUUUUUCAAAGGAGACCUGGCCAAGACGGUCAGCAGCGAGAAACACAAAGCUGCAGACACAGACACACAGGAAACAGAAACGGUCAGCUGAUGAGAGUGGUGGAAACACAUUUACUGCAGGACAGGAAGGAGUGGCUGUGCUUGCAAGCAUUUGAUGGUUUAGAAAACGAAGGGGUGUAAUUGCCUUGCCCAUGACACCGUGAAGCUGUUUUCUGUUUGAUUGCUUAAGUAGUUUCAAUAUGAGGCUUCUUGUUUGCUGGAAUUCACAGAUUCUGCACAACUACAAAAAUUGGAUGGCAAGCAGAUUGAUCUUGGGUGUAUGAAGCAUCCUGAUUUUUGUUUAUUGUCAUCUGACAGUGAUUUGACUUUGAUUUAUGACUAUAGACACCUGCAUGCAAUCGUUUCUUACAAUCUGCUUUGAGAAGUCUGAUUGCAACUAUUACCCCUCACACUAUGACUGUUAAAGUCUUUCAAUGGGAACCACUUGCCCCAUCAGAAGCGUGAAAUAUUGCCUGUUGCUCUCAAAGGCUAUAUAAGCAUCAAUAGUUAGCUGAUUGGCUCUGGGAUUAGACUCAGUGACCUUUUAUUGUGGCAUAUGUCUGAAACAUGACUUCACUGAGCACAACAGGCAAUGCUAAGUCAUUUCUUGGCAUUUUAAAGUUGCAUUUUCAAGCCAGGCAUGCAGCGUUGAAAAAACACAACUAUCAAAAUUGUAAAAUUUUACAUAUAAAUGUUUGAUUCAGGUUGUGAGUUUAUAUCUUCAGCCCUUUGUGUGAGGGCAUAAUUGAGAAAAGCUGCAUUUAAACCAGCAGUAACAUUGCUUUUGAUGAUCUCUAGUUUUGUAUUACACUUAAAGUAAUUUCUCCUCUGUUGUUGGCCUAUUACCUUUAACAGUCUAAUAGCAAAGGCAACACUUAAAGGAUUUGUUUCUUAACUGUUUUCCAAUCAUCUGAUUUGUUUAAUGUAUUAACCUUGACGCACAGUUUGCAUACACUGACGUAUAUCAAAUAUAAUCCAUACAAAAACCUCUCUGACCCACAGGAACAACAAAAAGUUGCUCUCAUCUGAUAUCAAUUCUUUGUUUGCACUACAAACUGCAGGAGGCAGGUGGAAACUUUCCCUGUUGUUGUUUAUCCAGGCAUUCUGUGGGCAGACUGACAGGCCAAGCAAGCUGACUACUGGAGGACUUUUCUUCUCUUACGUCUUUAAAUUUAUUCUUUUCUUCAGGAAGACCUGCAGCAGUUGAUACUGAUGCCUCUCCCCAACGUUGCCAUACUGGGGCAGGACCCCCUAACAGGUACAAGAUAACAACAUGAUGCUAUCAGUGUCGUGUCUCUCAGGCAGCAAGAAAGUAAUUAUACUUUAUAUACGAGUCCAUAUCUCUGCUAUCGGUGAAACACAUUAAGGUGAUAAUGAUAGGGGGGAUGGAGGUGGGGGAGUGGAGAUGAUGAUGAUAAUGAUGAUGAUGACAGUUAUUUCUGUGUCCUCAGAGGCGGCAGUGGAGGAGCUCAGGCGACUGCUGCUGCUUUUACUCGGAUGUGCAGUGCAGGUGAACCCGCUCUCACAUGACAUCCUGUUCUAUAAAGGUCGAUAAUUAUACUAGUGAACCUGUGGACAGCCAGCUUUUUGCACUGAUAAUCGAAUAUUUGACAUUUUUGGUCAUGCAAAUCAGCCUGCCCUUCUCUUGAUCAAACAAUGACUAAAUUAAACAGGAUGGAUUAUCAUAUAAUUCAAGCCCUCAGUAAAUGACAACCCAAUGAAGGGGCUCCAUAUUUUUCCACAAAGGUGCAGCUCUCUACUCCACUUUAUAACUAGAUACAUCUUAUUUGAGAUCUCCCAAAGUAUUCUGAAAACAAAUUAUUAUUCACAUGUAGAAAAACUCAUAUCUUACAAUCAGUUACACUCAGAGUGAAAACACAUUGCAGUCAUUUUUCAUACUGUUAAAGAAGGUUUGAUGUUGCUGCUCUUUAAAACCGUUAAACAGAGGAGGAGCUGAAUGUAUCAGGCUGGAUGUGAAUCAUACAAAAUUUGGAAUAAAAACUCUCAUCCUUCUUUAUAACUGCUGCAGAGGACUAGCUGUAAAACACAUAUAAUUAGUCAAAUAAGCAUACCCUGUAUGUAUGUUGUUGAGGGGUUCAUGAACAGCAGCAUAAACAUGUAUAUAUCAGGAGGGUGGAACUUUUUAGAGCUAUAAGACUGAUUCUGUAUUGUAAUCUAUACUCACAGGUACCACUUAGACAAAUAAAGCAACAUGGAUUACAUGUUAUGAAGCAAUAAAACCUGGAAACUUCAGAGGGGGAAUAAAAGACUCUGUUCAUUGUUCAUAUUCAAUGUUCUUGGAUAAAUAUACACUAUCUACCUCUUUUUCAUGAGCAUAAUUUUUUGGCAUUAGUCGUAGGCAUGAAAAGAGGUUUUUUUUUCUUCCUUGAAGUGAGUGGGUUUGAUGCUUCGUUAAACCCUCUUUUGAACCUUUUUUGAACCCUGAUCAAGUUUUUACAAAGCGUCUCUUUUGGCGCUUCCCUCAGGCCAAACAAGACUCUUUUUUUCCACAAUAUUGAUGAUCUGAAAACAUAUAAGGUGCCUUUUUCCCUAUUUAAUCAACUGUAUUCAUCACCAGUACUCUGGUUGUCUUGUACACGAGUGCCAAGGUAAGUGUCAGAUAAACGGCAAUAUCUUGGAAAUGACUUUAGGUAGGAUUGUAUUUUAAAGGCAAUGCAGAUAUUCAGUCAUAUAUAACAAGCUCUUCAGCUGAGCAUCUUCCAACAAAUGCUUGUUAUCAUCAUUAAUCAAUCAAUCUUUAUUAGUGACCACCAAUUCAACAAGUCAUUUCAAGACACUUUACAAAAAGAAAUGGAUAUACACUGAUUCAAUACUGAUCCACUCUGUCAAAUCCUUUUGUGUCUGCAGUGUGAAAAAAAGGAGACCUUCAUUCAACAGAUCCAGUCUCUUGAUAUUGAAACCCAGGCAGCUAUAGCCGGCUGUAUCCAGCAGGUAUGUUCAAGUCCAGAACUAAUCAAAUCAUCCCCAAAAUAUAAAAUGGAUUCACUGACUGACCAUCAGUAUAAAGAGAUUUUAUCACUGGGCGACACUUCUAAGAGGUGCCACGUAAGAUUUAGCCAAGAAUUUCUCUGCUGUCUGGCCUGUAGGCAGAGAGAGUGAAACUAUUACAGGUUCUAUUGGGGCUGAGAGGAAAUGUGAAAAUUAGCUACUUGUUAUUCUGCUGGCGGACUUUAAAGGACCUCUGGGUGUCCCUUGCUGCCACCGUGGGAUGGAUCCUUCACCCUUUCUGUCCACCCCUCCACCUCUUUCCUCUUCACAUCACCAUCUCUCCUUCAUCCCGUUUCUGUCAUCCUCUGCUUCCUCUCCAAUAAAGCCUAAAUGCCAGAUUGUCGUCUUUAAAAAUACCUCCAGUGAAUGACUGCCUGUGCGUUACAAACAGCAUGCUGCAUACUGGCGUGGCUGAAUUACAGUAACAGCAUGUGGCCCACCAGCCUUUUCUCAGCCUCAUAAAUCAUAGGUGAGAGGUGAUCUGUCUGUGUGGAUGGAUGCACACCCAGCUUGCUGUUCAUAUGUCUAACACCUGAGGACAUUUCAAAGCCGUCCUCCUGAUCGUUAGUUUUCCUUGCAUUAGCCAGACGUGUUUUUUUUUUUUCCAAUAGAUACAUCCCUGUGGAAAUUGUCCUUCCAUCGGCACACAGAAGCGAUUGUGAUUAGUAUUCUAAUAGCCACUCACCGCCUGCAUAGCUUGUCCCCAGAUCUGCUGUUUUGUGUCUCAGAGCUGCAUCGAUCUCAUCUGAGACCUGAGAAACUGUCCUUGCUGCAGGUGACUCAGGAUCCUCGCAUGGUGCUGCCGCUGAGGUGGGAAGAGCUGGAGGAGGUUGAAGGUGCAGACCUACAGCUGGUGUUCAGCUCCAUGGCCAAACAGAUUCAAAGCCUGCUGGCUCAGAGGGAUGCACAAUUGGAGGUGAACAUGUAUUAUAUACACAGGGAGAGGGAAAAAAAAUCACAUUUUGGAAUUCACUCUUUUUUUUGUGGCUUAACCUGAAAAGAAAAUAUUGAUACCUCUCUUCUUGGUUGUAAGGUAGAUACAUGGCUUCAGUCAGCCAGACAGCCUAGCAACUUAAAUCUGGGGGAAGCAUUUGGCUUGGCUUUGCUCAAAGGUGACAAAAUCCACCCACUGGCAUCUGAAAGCUUUUUCUUGGCCAGGUGAAGUAAUCACCUGGGCUGCCAAUAAGAUUUCUAGGCAACAAUGAUUGCAUUUUCCCAAAUGUAGCCCAGCAUAUAAACCCAAGUUUAUUUCCAUAAAGAAAUCAAAUGACAUUAAUCAAACCAAAAGAUAUAAUUGAAUAAAUGUGCUCUGAUUUUUAUCACCAUAAGUCAGAGCCAAGCUGACUGUAUUCUACAUUGUGAACCAAGCUGAGCUUAACUGUCAGUGAUCUAAUUAUUUUUUAUUUAUAGAGUGCCAAGUUAUAGCAAAAGUUAUCUCAGGACACUCCACAGAAAAGUCUACUUUGCAACAUUCACCACGGUGGCAAGGAAAACAUCCCUUUAAACAGGCUGAAAUCUUGACAGAACCAGAUUAAUAUGAAUCUGCUUUAUCUCUAAGCUGAGAUAGCUGAUUAUGUGUAUUCUUCUUAGCAAACAGACUUAGAGAGCACUGCUGAUCAUCUCUGUGAAGUUUGCUUUCUCACCAAAACAGCACACAAAGAUGUUUGGGUAUUAUUUCAAAUCAUGUAGCUGGAAAGCUGGAAAGUUAAAUACAAGCAGUGAAAUCUCACGUGCACUUAAAGGACAGUGUGGAGAGAACAGCUCAUUAUACAAAUUAAAUACUGACAGGGCGAGCAGGAUCCUGACACAGUGCAGAUUCUGAUUUGCUAUCAGGGUCACACAAGACCUCUCUGCAAUAAUGUGUAACUAGUAUAGAGUCUUUUAUUAUUUGAUACUGAUAUUAAACAGUCAGUUAAUAAUAUUAGUGAAUACUUUUCAUUGAUAUUAUUAUGUAUUAAUAUGACAUAUUGUCAUAGCAUUUUUAUACUUUUACAGUCAGAUGAUUCUGAACAGGUGUUUAUGAUUUUAAAUGAACUCUUUGUGUCAUCUUUGAGGUGGUCUGGUGGGUAGGAGACAUACCCAACAAAAAUAUAUGUAUAUUGGGUUCUCAGGUGCAUUUACAUUUUUUCAACAUUCAUGUAUAGGACCAGUGAAAUGUUUACAAUAAGAUCAGUUCAUUUUUAAUGACAUAAUUGAUAAUUAAUUAACUAGGAAUAAUGGAUAUUCAUAAGUAAGUGCAGCUCUUGCCUUAUUAGGGUUUAACUGUGUCACACAUUUGAUCAACAUUUAAUGUCUUAUGCUGCUUAGAUCUCAUAUUCAGUUUGUAGCAGUUAGUCAGCAGCCACACUCUGAGCUGAUAUUCAAAUGAAUCUUAAUUUGGCAGGCAGAGGGAUAUUUUCAAUUUUGUAAACUGCAGGUAUGCUGUGGGGUUUUAGGUUGAAAUGUGAAAAGCUUUGUGGUCCACAAAAGCUUAUAAAAGAUAUAAUAGAAAUAAAUGAAAUAUGACUGGGGUUACUCCUCUCCACUGCCCGCACUGACUUUACUGAUGGAGGAGCGAGGUCAGGUUUUUCUUUAUUUUUUUAAACAUGAAAACUCAGACCCUGAUCAUUGUUUCAUACGGGAGCCUUUUUCAUGAUUUUAUAUCCACUGAGAAGUUUUACUGCUGUUUCUUUGUGAAAACAGCACCCUGGAAUGAGGUAUCUUUUCUGUUUUCAAGAAGGGAAUGAUGAAUUUAACUGUAAGCUUUAACCUUGGUACAAGAUCAGAGGAGAAUAAGUUAGCACAUUUUGAAUAAAUAUUUUCCAAAAACACAGAUUUUCUCUCAGAGCCUAAAUGAGACCCGAUGAAAGGAGUUCACCUUGCUUUCCUUUAUUUGAGUUCCAGUGGGUAAACACUUUUAAUUGCUGCUUGUACUUGUAUUACUGUAGAAUGUUGUACGAUGUCAGAAAGAAAAUUACAGGGAGAGGAAAGUAAGUUUUUGUAAAAAAGACAUUAUUACUCAUGCCUGUAUCUGAUAUUAGUUUAAAAUCAUAUCUGCUGCUUCUGUAUUUUAUUUUUCUGUCCGAUCUUAAUUCCUAUAAUCCAUACUUUAUCAUGCACAUCUUUCCCUCCCUCCACAAAUCCAUCUUUCCUCUUUUCCUGUUGCAUCCAAUCCUCCCAUCUCCAAUCCUUCUUUCCCCUCUCUCUCUCUCUCUCUCUCUCUCUCCCCCAGAGGAUGGCAGAGCUGUGUCGGGAACGGGAGGCCCAGGCUGACUCAACCAUGGGGCCCCUGGGUGGACGCAGCGAGGAGCCUCCACGAGGUCUGGCACUCCAGCUGGCAGACAGCAAGGCCAAACUCCGACGCCUCAAACAACAACUGUGAGUGUUUCUGAGAGCGUGAUUUUGUUUUUUGUUCAUGUGCAACCGAAAACUCAAGAGAACUUUUCAAAAAGUUAAGAAAAAGGUCAGCAUAAAAAUGUGUGCCAACUAUUUUGUGAGACCUUUCUUUACACUAAAUUGUGAAUCCAUGCUGACUAACUAUUGGAGGAAAUAAAGUUCUUACAACUAUAAUCAGAUUCAUUAGGUUUAUGAAGUUUAUACACAAUAAAGAAAAACCCUUUUGAUUUCUGGAGCAGCUGAUUUAUAAUAGAUAUGACAAAAGAAAUAUUGGUUUUAAACGAGGUGAUAUUGUUCUUUACGGUUUUAUGUUUUGCAUGUUUUUAGUGAAGAUAAAGGUGACCAGAUUUUGGAUUACGCACAGGAGAUUCAAACUAUGGAGGAACAGCUCAAGAAACUUCAGAAAGAGGUAAAGACAGUCUGAGAAAUCCCUUUUUUUUCAAUGUAGAGAGAUAUUUAAUCUCACAUAAAGCUUUUGCAAAUCAUAGACUGUAUAUUUGGCUCAAAAACAUCGCAUCACAGCCAACAGCACAAAACACAGGUGGCACUUAACAACCGAUAAGCAGAUUUCUCUGAGGUUAGGUAUUAAACAGAAAAUUGACUGCACACAUCGCUGCUGACUUCAGAUUUAACCAGAGGAACUUUGCUGAACUUGACAUUUGAAACACUCAGAAUCUAGAGAGAAGCUUGAGGCGAUAUCAGGGGUCAUUCAAAGUCAAGCACAUUCUGAUCGAAUAAAGCUGCCUUCAUUCCUCUAAUUGUAGUUUUGAUUAAUGUAAGAGUAAACCGAAUACACUCACACAUUAAGGCAGUGAAGUUAUGUUGAAAACAGGAUUUGGAGCUGACUGGUGCUGUAACAAAAUGUGCAUAACCCUUAUCUUUGUUUAAACUUAGACAUCUAAAAUAAGAUCAACUAUAAGAUUAUGUGAGAGAGAAGACUACAAAGUGUUGUCAUUGUCACACACACACACACGCACGCACGCACGCACGCACGCACGCACGCACGCACGCACGCACACAUCUUUUCUUUUUAUAUAAGACUCUGUCAACAUUUGCUUCACUGCACAUCCCAGAUCUUUUCACAACCAUCUUUGACCUCAUCCCCACUGGUAUAUAAAUGUGUGUGCGUGUGUGUGUGUGUGUGUGUGUGUGUGUGUGUGUGUGUGUGUGUGUGUGUGUGUGUGCAGAACCGUUCUCUUCAGGGGGAGGUGAGGGGCAUGCGUGCACUGCGGGACGAGCUGGACUGUACCCGAGAGCGAGCUGCGCGGGCCGAGCAGCUCCAUACUGAGCUUCAGAGCUGUAAGCACAGAUUGCGUAGCCUGGAGCUAACACGAACUCAGCUGAAGGUACACAACAGCCACACACACUCACACACACACACACACAAUGCAAACUUACAAGUUCCCACACAUACUUUUGAUCCAAUGAUUUUCAACUGAAAGAAAACAAGGAGCUAAGCAACAUCUACACAAUGAAAUACAAUUAUAUUUGUUUGUCAGUGAGAUGCAAGAAUCUCUCGUACAGAACAAAGACAAACCCACUGCGCAUGAUAACACCAGUCUCACUCUCCUUCACACAGCGACAGUGUGAUAAAAUCCUCUGUAGCGAAGGUCACAUCAUCAAGAUCGUCUCUUUUAUCCUCAGAUUGCUAUUGUGUUUUUAAAAAGACAUACAGCUUCACUUAUCCACAAAAGCGAUAAAUUUACUCCCACGGCCUUGAACAUUUCAGUCAUGAGUGAGUAUGAACAACUCUGAAGCUUGGAAAAUGAGAUUAUACUGUGUGAUAUCAUCUGGAUUUACUGCCGGGAGUUGCUUCGUUGACAAAGAGCAGAAGUAUGGCUUCAUUUAUUGGAGCUUUUACACCUAAAUGAGAUUUUUUUUCCGAGGUAGUAUAACUGCUGGGGAGCAGAAAAAGUGCUCAUAUCCUUGUAAAACAGCCCACAGUGUCCUCACUAUCACCUUCUCAGUCUUUUUUGAUAUAUUCCGCCUUCAUACUGCAUCCCUGUGACGGACCGAAUUAGCUUGCAGGAUGAGUGUUUCUCAUGUUUGGGUUUAGAAGUGAGUUUCACAAAUUCACUGUGAACUCUUGCGUGGUUGUCAAAACCAGAGGGCUGAUGUUGCAUGAAGAGGUGUUCUGUUUGAAAGUAAAACCAACUAAACAAUCCAAGUACAUCUUUGGAGUUAUUUUCAUAGUUUUGCCUGUCAUGUCUACGGAUAUCUGUGAGGAGGAGAAGAAGGCGAGACAGAAGGUGGCUAAGGGGGCAAAAACAAACAGCCAGGUUGAACAUUUCAGCGAGGUAAUAGAGAUAUUCUAGAUAGAUUGGUGGAAAGCUGUCUGAUCUUCACAUCUCUUGGUCUUGUCUGUGAUAUUUCCUGAUCUGAGAAAAAACUUUGUGACAAAAGAUUGAACAUAAAUACUAGAGAUGACGCUGAAGUUACAGGUAUAUGCCGGAGCACUGUCCAUUAUACUUGUAUGUUUUUCAUCUUGGCUUGUGUUGUCUCUGGGGGGGAUAAAGGGAGGAGACCAGUUACUCCUGUUACCAAGUUGUCUCAUUAGACCAGGAUGCAUCUUCAUAAGUUCUCUGGGAUUGUCAGUGUUCAAAGGAAUAGUUUCAGAAAUGUUCUUAAGGAAGACGAGAAGAUGAAAACCUCUCUGGUGUCGGGAUAGUUUUUAUAAAGCCUCCGCCAGCAGCUGGUUAGCUUCGUUUUGCAUAUACUGUAGGAGGGAGAAUAAUGAGCCUGGAACUGAAACACUCCGAUGUUGACUGAACAGAGACUUUGAGUGAAUAAAAGUUAAUGGAUGGAAAAUAAUGAAGAAGGAAUAGAUCAGAAAAUAUCUACAGAAAUGAUGGAGAUCGCUGAAACUUUAUUGAAUCUUGAAGGCUGUCUUCCUUUUUCAAUGCUUGGGACAUAUUUUGUUCGGUUCAGCAGCGUAACCUUGGUGUGAUGCUUAGACACAUGAAUAAUCAUAUGUUUUAACUUCUUCCUGUUUGUUUGUUCAUGGCGCCCCCUGCAGGAGCAGCAGCAGCUGUGUGCAGCACUACAGGAGACCAAAGCGCUUUUGGAAGAACAGCUGGCUGAUGCACGGGCGCGCUGCUCUUCACUACGGGAGCUUGAGAGGGACAAUCUUCUGCUGCGUCAAAGAAUUAUAGACGUGGAAGCGGUGGGGCAAUUUAUUAAUUUUUAUAUUUUUGACUUUUUGUUCCGUGGCUAUUUUUGUUCACGUUUUUGGUCAGAUACAUGAGGAAGUUACAUUUUUGGCAGGAUCUGAGUGUGGGUUUGAACCUCUGCCGCUAAAGUCAUAAACGAGAGUCCAAUAUCUUCCAAUAAUAUGCUCCCUUAAAGGGAUAGUCUGGCGUAAAAUUAAUUUAGGGUCAAACACACCGUAACACCGCGUUAGACACCCCCUCGAAAGAUGAAUAUUGACGACCAGUUAUACUGACUAGCUGCCGACUAGUUAUACCAACUUAAGUAACGACCACAUGAUAGCAACACACAGCGGUCUGAGGAGCCAUAAACAAACCUCAACCAAAACGCCACUCUAUUGCCACAAAUAAUGCUCAGAACAGCAGCUAACUUCAUCAACAGAGUGCGUGGCUCUCUGUCAUACUGUCCUGCUAUAUCUCGGGAGGGUGUCUAACUCGGUGUUACGUUGUGUCUGACCCUAAAGUGAUUUUAUGCUGGAAUAUCCCUUUAAAUGUGUUUCUGCAUGUGUGUGGGAAUAUUUCUGCAUAGGAGCGUGACACGGAAAGGCAGCGGGUUGAUGAGCUGCUGGAGAUGAAUAUGAGCCUCGAGGCGGACCUGAGGCUUGGCGGCAGUGGCGACAGCGUUUCUGCUGCAGUUCACCAGCCUUUCCUCCAAUCAGAACCAGACUCAGACGAGGAGCUAAGCAAGCUGAUUGGUCAGAGCGCCUGCCUUUUUGCACCUUGUCAUUUAAGACAUUUUAAUUAACUGAUAAGAGAGAAUAUGUUGGAGUAAUACAGGCCCUCAGGAUAUCAAUCAACAGUAACCGAGUAAACAUCUUCAUUUAUCCAUUUCUCUAUGGCUUUUAAGCGUUUUCAGGCCAGUCUUUCUCUCUCUCAACUCUUUCUCUCUCUUUCUCUCUCUGUUCAUGUCUUUUUUUUUCUUCCUACCCCUCCUCAGAUCAGAAGCCGCUGAGUGUGGAGGUGGGUGAGGCUUCAACACUUAGGCUGCUGGGAGCAGAGCAGGAGAAUGCAGAGCUGAGGAGACGGCUGGAGGAACUUCAGGCCCAACAAGAGGUCAGAGUCCAAGGGUUUGAUCAUUAUGACCCUCAGAAAUCAUCUCAAAGAGAUCAGCUCUCCAUGGUUAAGGCUAAAGUAGGUCAUCAGGAUCACGAACAGAGUUUGAUUAAAGACACGAGUGUGGAAAGUAUCGGUGAGAGGGAGACAAGACUGUGCUUGGUUGCACAUUUCCAGCCCUGCACUAUGUCAAGUCAAUAAAACAGUUUCUUCAUGCCUGUGGUCUGUUUAAUAUUUAAAGUGGUUAUCACAUCUUGGCAGAAAGAAACAUUUCAGCCUAUUAUGUGAAAUGUAAGUAGAUCCAGGUGUCAAGUUAACCAGGCAUCACCAAAAUCAGACAUUUAGUUUUUCCCUCUCUGCAUAUGAAACAGGAAAAGCAGGAAGCAACAGUUGACAGAACUAAACAUCCGUCUCCUCUCACUGCAGGCGGAUUCUCCAGAAGGAAAGGAUGAGCUGGCAUGCCUGGAGAUGGAGCAUCAGGACACGCUCAGAGAGGUGAGCUGAGGGGGAAAUAAAGACUGCCACAGGCUGAGUUCACUUCAGUCGUAACAAUAAUAAUUCCUGACCUGCUUUGUCAGGUACGAUACAAAGUGACAGCAGGUGCUGUUCUUUCCUUUGUUGUAUCAAGUAAAAAAAAAAUGCAGAAACUAUUUUUGUUUGUUUGUUUAAGACAGAAAGUUCGAUCAGAACUCGACUCGAAUUUCUUUUUAUAUUUAACUUUUUGUGGCAGUUUGUCUUAACAAACAAAUGAAAUACUUGAGAUGAUGAGUCAUUCACACAAAAACAUCCAACACUCUCUAACACCACAUGUGUUCACAUACUGUAUAUUUUUGGAUGUAUAUACAUUUGCCUACAACACACAUGAUAUCACAGUAAGCGCUGAAAACAUUUGUGCCUUCAUUUUAGUCUAAUACUAAUUAUAACAAACAAAUGAUAACUCAAAGGUUCGAAGCAUCUAUAAUUCAAACAUUUGCUUUUUAUUUUUUUUGCUGAUUCAUGUCAGUUUAUUCCUAUCAUACCUUAAUGAUGGUUGCUCUUUUAUUUUGAUUACAUGGUGAGCCAAAAUAAUAUCCUACAGCCCUGUGACUAUUUCUGGAUGUUAAUGUAUCAACAGUUGUCACACAUAACAAUAUGAAACCAAGUCUUAAUACUGAUCUAAUCAAAGGCAAAUAUGUUGCUUGGACGUACAUUUACAGCAGAUAUAUCAUGUGUAUUGCAGUAGCAAAGCAGAGUAGACUGUAUAGAUUUGUUGUUUUUUUGCACUGUUUACAUAUUGUUUAUUUCAGAUCAUGUUGUAGCUGCUGUCUGGUGGUGACCUUUUCCAUCCUGCCCUGUCUGAUCUGUUAAGGGUUUUCUGUGUUUAUUCAUGUAGAGGAGUGCCUCUGAUAUCAUCUUUUAUAACCAGCCAGCAGUUAUUUAAAUCGAUCUCCGGUUUCUCUGCCGGCGCAUGGCUGUUUUUCUGUUUCUCUUCCUUUUAUUAUUUUAGUUGCUCAUAUUGAACCUGGUUGCAGUUUGAGUAAGAUCGAGAGGUGGUUUCAGUCCUCUUACUCACAAUACAUUCAAGCUCAGUCAUGUUCAAUAGCUGGAAGGACAAAAAGAUGUGAAAAAGGGAAGAAAAUGCACAAUAUUUGGAAAGCAUUGAUGUUGCACUUCCAUUAUCCCUCUGUCAUACUUUUCAGUGUCAAAACCUGAAGAAUGAAAACGCCACUUUGAAGCAGAGCCUUGAACAGCUGGUGACUAAACUGCAACACCUUGAAGAAAAGAAGAAAGAGGAAAUGGUAAAGAAACAUGGCAUAGAAGAGGAGGGAGGCAAGGAGAAGGUGGAAAGAGGAGUACAGGGUUCUGAAUCCUGUAGAGAGGAGGGUGAAGGAAGAGUGAGAAUGACAGAGGAGAGGGAGAGGAGAGGAGAAAUCAUCGGGGCCCAGAGAGAGGCUGGAGUUGGGGAAGAGGUCUACCUUACACAAGGAGGAAACAGUGAACAGUGCAAUGAGGAGGUAGAAAUCAAAAGGAGAGGGGAGGCAGAGGGAGGGCAGAAAGACAGACAGAAACAGGAGAAAGAGAACGAAAUGAAGAAAGAAGAGGCUCCGGUAUCAACAAGACCAGAGAUCCAAAAGCACCCUGAACCAGUAGAAGAUAAUUCUGCUGCACACCAGACUGUAGGUUCCCUGUCUAGUGUCGAUGUGGAGAUUCUGACAAAGCAGCUUCAGGAGGCUCAAGAAGAGGCUGACAGGCAGGCAGUGGUGGCCCAGGACCUGCGCUUCAAGCUCGGGGAGCAGAGCAGAAAAACCUGGGAGGCUGAGCAGAGACUGGUGGUCCUUGAGGCCGAACUGCAGCAUCUAAAGAGGACUGCAGAGAGUCUGGGAGACGCUCGCAGACAGAUAGAGGUAUGGAUGGAUGGAUGGAUGGAUGGAUGGACGUAUGGAUGGAUUUUGAGUCACUUAAACAGAUUUUAAGUAAAAUCUUUUUUUUUAAUCUUGUGAGGGUUUAUACUUUCAGGCUCAUUGAUUGUACUGCUUUUUGAUCAUAAAAUUUAUUUGGAUUAUUGAAUUAGAAAUGUAUUGAUUGGGAAUCACACCCUUUAUUUCUCUACACUAAGAUGUAAGUUAUAUAAAGAUUUCUAUACAGAGCUUUUCAGAAACUUUUGACAGAGUUUAUGCCAAGAAAAAAACCCAUAAAUGAUCCAAAAACCUAACAUUUUGUGGAUGUGUCUGUUUAUGUAACCUAAAAAGGCAAAAAACACUUUUUCUGUAAAGACUAUAUUUAUGUUUGAUGUAUGCAAAUGCUGCCGUGGAAGUGAGUGGCAGCACCCUGGCAAAACAACCAUUUUGAGUUCUACUUUAAGUAUUACGAGAAAGCAAGAAGACAAUUUGCUGAAAAAAGAAUAUUUACACAUGUACAGUUAGACAAUGAUACACGAUAUUUCUUUGUCCACAGCACAGGGGGCACCAAAAUCAAUGCAAUGCAAAAAGUGCCACGCAGGACAUUAACAUACGUUAGUCCACAUUGAUGGAUACACAUCUCAGUAUGCUGCCAUUGUUCCUCCAGGCUCUUCAGUCAGAAAGUCUGGUUAUGGAGGAGGAGCUGUGCCGCCUACGGAGCCAAACAGAACUGCACAGGAUGCAGACCACAGUCAUUGCCACCCUGGAGGGAGAGCGGGCUGCACUGGAGAGAGACAGAGACACGCUCCGCAGCACGGUGGAUGCCCUGCGCACUGCCCAGCGGAAGGUUAGAGAGUACACAUGCACACACACAAACACACACACACUCAGACAGGCACUAUGCAGCUGUGACACCAAACAUUUUCAUGGCCAUGACAGAUGUCAUUUUACUUCAGGGAGGAUGGACAAGAGAGUUCAAAUGAAAUAGAGUUUUUAUCCGUAGCAUAAAUCCCCAGUGACACAAACUCAUUUAAUUUUAAAAAGCUGAUCUAAUUUUUUUUCUGUAAUCCCCUUAAAUAAAAUGUAACACACUGCAUUAGAUAGAGAUUUUUUUUUUACCAAAUAAAUGUGUCAUGCCUUGCACUCGUAUCUAAAAUCUAAUUAUGUCUCUGCACAGAGAAACUACUCUGCAGGAUUUGGAUGUUUAAACAUGAAGUAAAACAGAUGGAACAGGCUGCUCGACAUAUUUUACGGACCUUGCAUCGAGAGCCUGUUUUGACCUGCUAUUGAUAAUUAUACACAAGAAACAUGACCAAACCCACCCACCCACUCAGAGCUACCAGAGGUCACAGCGUGGGUGCAACUACUAAGAUUAAAAUGACCUUUUCAAAAACUUCCCUGCAGGAUGUAGACAUCUACUUUCUGGAAAAAAAGCGAUGCAAAAUCUUGUCUUAAAUGAGUUUUUUUUGCUGUAAAAUCGCAAGACAUUACAAAAACUGCAAGCUAAGGAGAAAAGCAGUGCAAAGUCAGCAUUAAGAAAUACUAUAAAAGGGAUUCAUGAAAACCUCCCAUUCAGAGAUCCUUGUGAUAUUGCAAUAUGCAACUGCAUUUCUGGGCCUCCUCCUCUCAAAGCAAAGCCCAUGUCUUUAUUAUGGAUGUUGUAUACGUUCAUGAUGUAAAUUAUACACACAUUUCUGCGAAAUACAUUCUGUGUUGGCAGAGAAAACAUGCAGCGAGUUGUUUCCAUGAAAUAGGAUUGAAAUAACAUUCAGAUUUCAGUGUUUUAGCAGUCCACUCAUCUGUCAGUGAAAGAACACCGUGCUGUUUGUUGACGCACUUUAAAGAUGUAUAAAUGCAUACAAAAAUGCUUUUCAAAGUAGAGGAAAAUUCCUUUAACAUCUGAAGACUUAUAAAAACAGUGUUACAAAGAAAGAACGGUGCAAUCCUUCAGAUUUAUGAAUAAUAGAUCAAACUGUUGUUGGACAUUACCACAGCCGGCAUCAAAAAACAAAAUUGGUCUAUUUUAUAGCGUGAUAAUUUACUUCACAAGCCUGAAUAGUUUCCAGUUAUGUUUGAGGUAGACUUUGUACUCUGACCACCAGCUUUAGAAGCUAGGGCAAAUUUAUGGAGAUUAUAAACGCUUGUGUUAAAUGAAACAUAAAGUGCACUCCAGUUCUUUCAGCUUAAGGGGUAAAUAAAACCCAAAUAAGAAAUUACAACUCAUCCACAUCCCUUUCUUUUUCUCUGCACCGUUCUUAGAUAAAAUGUUGUUUAUUUACUCAUUUCAUGCAGAAAAAAAAUGAACUUGUAGAAAUGUCAGAAAUAUUCAUUUGAAUUCUCAGACUCAGGAUCACCAGGGUUCAAAAGGAAAUACAUGAGGCACAGUGAUACCUAUGAGCUAUUCAUGAAGCUGUCUUUGAGUGCAGGACUUCAUCUUAGAAGAGAGCACCUUUUAAACUGCAGCUAUGCAUUUUUUACUGAAGAAAAGGAUCUAAUACUUCUUCCUAGACAGGGACUGACCCAUACCUACUUUUACUAAAGGUCUAAACCCCAUAAGAUACUUUAACUGAUUUCUGAUGGUCAAAAACUACAUGAAAAAUAACCAGAGGAGCCAGGUUUAGUGCCCACACACAGUCAGAAACCACUAGUUUCCCCAAACAGCUAAACUAGUUUACCCUCUGCAGUUAUUUUUGCCUUAGAUCAUCCAGCCUGAAACCACAAAUUAUGGCCAGAAAAUUCUAAUUUUUUUGGAGCUGAAAUGUUUAUUUCACUUACUACUAAAAAAACCAAAAAUAUCAAAAUGUCCUUAAAAUUUUGCAAAUAUAUUUAUUUAUCUCAUUUGAUACAUCAGAUGUUUUUGGAAACUGAUAAACCACAAGAGGACAUUUUUAUUUAUUGGACUGUGUUAAGGUGUUUUUUUUAGUAAUUUUUUAGUUUUAGUAAUUUGUUGAUCAUAUUGGUAGAAGUGUUAUAAAAGUGUGUAUCAAAUAUGAUACAAAAGGCAAAAAAGGGUUAAGGAUUAAUAAAAUCCCUGUUCUGUCCUUUACCAGGGUGACCAGUUAGAGCUUUCACUUCAGACUCUCAGGUCUGAGCUAGUAAGUCAGGGUCGAAGUUUGGAGACUUCUCGUCGUCGGGAGGAGGAGCUGGAGGGGGAGCUCCGUGAAGCCACAACUGAGGCUGAAUCCCUCGCCCGUGCACGAGACCAGGCACUGCUGGAGGCAUCACGGCUGGAGCAGGAGAAAGAGGUGUGUCAGUCGGAGCUGGAUGGCCAACGGAAGGAGGGGAGACAGAGAGAGAGGGAGGUGGGCAGGCUGAGGCAGCAGCUGGAGAGCACGACCCUGGCCCUGGAGCACAGCAACCAGAGAGCUCGAGCUCUGGACGCUGAACACAGGUUUGUACAUUUAACCUCCAUCAUGAGCUCAGACACGCAAUUAACUUUACAAGGCAGUGGAGACAGGUACUUGGCUGCAGCGUGCAUUUAUCUUUAAUGUCAACUUUAUCCUCACUCAGCCUGUGUUUGACCUCUGCGUGUGCGUGUGUGUGUGUCCAUUUGUGCGCAUGCAGACGUGUGUGUCAGCAGCUGUCUGAGUCCAAGGAGCUUUGCACACAACUGCAGGACCUGAAGAAAGAGCUCAGCACUCAACUGACCAGCAUGGAGGAGGGUAAACAGCACCUGCAGGAGCAGUUUGCAGAUGCUCAGGUCAAGAUUACCUCGCUGUCCAAGGUUUGUGUGUGUGACCUGGUAGUUAAGUUACCGACAAGAGGGAUUUAAGGAAUAAUUCAAACAUAAACAGCAAAAAUGUCCCUUAUUAACUGAGCUUUGUUCCUGUUGUAUAAUCUCAUGGUAAAAAUAAUGUCUUAGUGUCUGCAUUGUACUUAUUUAGUGUGUUUAUUUGGGAUAAUUCGUUAAACCUCAGGGUUUGCAGUUUGCAUACAAAAUUGGCAAGAUUGUUUAUUGUCUUGAUAAACACAGUUUUCCCACAAUGCAUUGCAGAAGGGAAAUGAAGACAUGUUAAAAAAGAUUAAGGCCAAAGGAAUACAAUUCUUACUGGUGCUUCUUUCUUGUAGUUCAUUGUUAUUGGCUGUCCCAGUUUUAGAGACACCUGCCUGUAAAGUGCAGUGUAAUGUGGAAGACAGUCAUUUAAAAAAACUUACAAGUCUUAUCAACCUUUAUUUACCACACUUUUAGUCUUCUUAAAGGGAUACUCAGGCGUAAAAUUAAGUUAGGGUCAAAUACACCGUAACACCGAGUUAGACCCUAACCCUGUCAAGAGAUGAACGUGUUCGACCACUUGCUUUAGUAACGACCGCAGGAUAGCGAUACACAGCAAUCUGAGGAGCCAUAAACGAACCUCAACCAAAAAGCCACUCUGUAGCCAUAAAUAAUGCUCAGAACUUCAUCAACAGUACAUAUAGGGUCCCAGCCAAAGCCACCAAACAUCUUUUAAGUUUUGCCUGAUUUCUUUAGCAAAGAGACUAAACACAACUCACCUACUCUCUUCCAGCAGCCGCUUGUUUGUACAGAGACCUCCAGGCGAGUCCAUCAACUGCAGCAGGGUGACGCAGCUCAAUGAAGAACAUUUAUGAUCAUGACUUUAUCAUUUCCUUGAAGUAAUAAUUAAUCAUUUUGCAUUUUAGACGCGGUAGUUCUUCUGCCUUAGCGUCUCAGUCUGAUCACAUUUCCACGAAGAAAUGAUCUUAAAUGUUCUUCCUUGAGCUGUAUGUACUGUUGAUGAAAUCAGUUCUGUUCUGACCAUUAUUUGUGGCUAUAGAGUGGCGUUUUGGUUGAGCGCAUGGCUCUGUGUAUUGCUAUCGUGCGGUCAUUACUGAAGUUGGUAUAACUAGAGAAGCAAGCGGUCGGCAACAUUCAUCUCUCGACGGUGUGUCUAACUCGAUGUGACGUUGUGUUCGACCUUAACUUAAUUUUUAUGCCGGAAUAUCCCUUUAAAGAAUCCAUAACACAACAAAAAAAUCUGAUAGUUCUUUGUUAACUUUAUCAGGUUGACACUUUUACAUGACAUUUGUUACACAAAGAUAUUCCCAGUUUUUUCCUGACAUUUUUUGUCUUUAAACACUGUGUUUUCUUUCCUUUGCAUAAGGAACUAUCCGAGGAACUGGCACAUGCUCAGAAACUUUCUGCUGAAGUUGAAGACCUGAACAAGAACCUACAAAAAGCUGAGGAUGAACUUAAGACGACAAACAGUUUACUCGACCAAUCACAGGAUAGAAUCGAGUCGCUCUCCCAGAGCCUGAGGAAGAGUGAAUCUCUCCUCCAGUUGGAGAAGAGCCGACAAAGUGCUGAGAUUGAUGUGAUGUCUUAUUCAAAUUCAGACUCUUCCAACGCAACACACACCAGUCCAACACACACAAAGGAGACUUCACAUUUGGAUCAAUCCUCAGAAGCUGGCAAAGGUCACAACCUUUCGGUUCCUCAUGAGGACGCCUUAGGAGAGACUGAGCGGCAGCUGAGUGAGAGGCUGACAGAGCUGGAAAAGGAGGUGUGUGUGGUUUAAUAUAAUCCUGGGAUGGGUAUCUGUGUAUGUGUAUGUGUUAGCCUUUGAAUCUAAUUUACAGGAUUUCUGUGUAGUUCAGCGCAACUUCUGUGUAAUGGAGGUGAUUUGUAUCUAUAUAUGUUGAAAUUCUGGCUCCAGGGAUGCCUGACGAUUAUCAGCUCAUAGUAGGCCUCUGCUUCUCUGAGUGCAGCACUUUAUUUCCAGAAACUGUUGCUCUAUCUGUGCUCAUCAGUUUUUAUAAUGUCACCUCGGCUACUCUUAAUCUGUCUUAUCUUGUCUCCUCUCUGGUACUGAGGAUUUUUCUCUUUUCGCUCUCACACACACACACACACACACACACACACACACACACACACACACACACACACACACACACACACACACACACACACACACACACACACACACACUGAACCAUGUAUAAGUGCCCACAUGAAGCAAGAGUAGGCAUCUCCAGCACUGCCAAGGUCAGGAUUGUUUUUAGCUGGGAUGGUAACGCAUUAACACAGGCAGUUCUAGGUUUGGAUGGACGUAGCAUGACACUAACAUUGUAUGAUUUUGAUAUUUGUAAGAUGUUUUAUCAGCCUGAAUCUUGAAGAAAAACUAAAGGGUAAUGAGUGUUACUUGCGGACAAAAGUUCCAUAAAUGUCCAGAAAUAUCAUCAAGAAAAUGUCCUAAAAGAAGCUAAAGUAGAAGAAGGUAUGUACUAAGUAAUAUGCUGAAUUAGGUUAUGUAUCUUUACACAUUGAGGUGGAUCUGGUUUUCCCUCCUUUUUUCAGUUCUUUAUUUUAGUCAAGUGUCUUCAAACUGUCAAAAAGGGUCACAACAAGUUAAUCCUAAUCCCGGGGGGGUCACGGCAGGAUUAACGGGAGAGCAAAGACGAGGAAUAGAAAUCCUGCUCCCCAUACUUGUAGUCAUUUUGGACCUCUUUUUCUUAUCUUAGCCCCCCUUUCUUUGGGAAAUACUUGAUGAUUUGACCCCUUUAGCCUCAAACAGUAACUUCAGUUAAAUCACCAGAAAAGCUAAAAGGUAAAGAAGUGCCUCAAGGGAACGAGUGGAAAUCAGCCGACCAAACAUUGCUUUUCUAAAUGGUCAUAAGGUUGUUUUGUGAGAGUAAAAUCAUAUUCUCUGUGCCUAAAAUGUGCGUUUGAUUCAGCACUGGAGAGCUCUGCAUAUUUACCUUCAACUACUGACACUAGUGGGAAGACGUACCAAUAGAAAAAGCUGAAAAAAUCUAUAAGAGCUUUUGAAAGAGGUAGAAAUCCCAGAUGUAGCAGUAUAAAUGAGCCAAUUGCUGUACUGAAAGAACUAUAAGAAUCCAACAUAAAGGAAAAAAGAGCUCUGCUGCUACAAAACUGAACUCCAGACCUUUGAAUGACUUGCAUAUGAAACACGUCGUUGUGUCAGUACCUGCAGAAAUGGUCUGAAAAUGUAUAGUUCUGAGUGUGUGCUGAGUGUGUAGUUGGUCUUCUAGUGCGGCAAGCUUGUUUUAAAGGGAUAUUCCGGUGUAAAAUUAAGUUGUGGUCAAACACACCAUAUCACCGAGUUAGACACGCCCUCCAGAGAUGAAUGUUGCCGACUGCUUGCUUCUCUAGUUAUACCAACUUUAGUAACGACUGCACGAUAGCAAUACACAGCGGUCUGAGGAGCCAUAAACAAACCUCAACCAAAACACCACUCUAUAGCCACAAAUAAAGCUCAGAACAGCACCUAACUUCAUCAACAGUACAUAUAAGGUCCUAGCCACAGCAUUGAUUGCAUUUCCAUGAAGAAAGUGUCUCAGACUGAGACGCUAAGGCAGAAGAACUACCGCGUCUACAAUGCAAAAUGAUUAAUAUGAUGAUUAUUACUUCAAGGAAAUGAUAAACAAAUGAUCAUAAAUGUUCUUCCUUGAGCUGCAUCACCCCCUUAUAGUCCGUAAUGGACUGGCCUGAGGUUUCGCUGCAAACAAGCGGCUGCUGGAAGAGAGAAGGUGAGUUGUGUUUAGUCUCUUUGCUAAAGAAAUUAGGCAAAGUUAAAAAGAUGUUUGGUGGCUAGUGCUGUGGCUGUGACCCUAUAUGUACUGUUGAUGAAGUUAGGUGCUGUUCUGAGCGUUAUUUCUGUCUAUAGAGUGGCGUUUUGGUUGAGGUUUGUUUAUGGCUCCUCAGACCGCUGUGUAUUGCUAUUGUGUGGUCGUUACUAAAGUUGGUAUAACUAGAGAAGCAAGGGGUCAGCAACAUUCAUCCCUCGAGGGGGUGUCUAACUUAGUGUAAUAAUUUCACGCUGGAAUAUUACUUUAAUUUCAGAUGAAGAGCAGAAAAUUUUCUAAUUUGAGUUAUUUUGGUCUUUUAAUGUGGAAACAUACUUAUAGCGACAUGAUCAACAAAGCACUAGAUUUGUGCAAUCAAGAGUCACAAAAGUGUGCAGAUAUACUGAGUGGAUUAUUCUCAAUGGCUGAGCAGAGAUUUCACAGACUAAAUUCUGGCAGCGACAAUAAACAACAGACAGGCUCUGGAGAAAUCUAUUUUGAAGCUCCAAUGUUCUCUAUUUUUGCAUGCAACACCAAGGAUGAAUUUCAUCUCUGCAUUUAUAGAUUGACGCAAAUGUCAUACAGCUGCUACCUGACUGGGAGUGCUUUAAAAGGUCAGCUGCAGAUUCAGAGUGCAAACAGUAUGAAUAUUUCCUGCGGUUUGUCCUUCCAGAGGUAGCAUUGCCUCUGAGUGCUGCUGUACAUUGCUCUGACUGCUCAUCUCAAUAUGAUUUUGCUCCUUCUCAGAAAGCAGUGGCGGUAGCAGCACAGGAGGCUUUGCUGACCCGGUUGUCCCAGUCCCAGGAGGCCUGUGAGCACCUUAAGGAGCAGCUAGAGGCUUUGCGCAGGCACUCCCUCAGCCUGCAGGACUCCUGCACUCAGCUACAGACACUGAACACGCAGCUUCAAGUGAGUCUAGUCAGGGAUAGGUAGCAGUAAAGCAUCAAAAACCCAUCAUAAGUCUUUUGUAUUAUGUGAUUUGUUAGCUUGUUAUAUACAGUGUUUUCUUUCUUGACUGACACACCAACAGGUUGAGCAAGCAUCCCUAAACUCCCAGCAUGCAGCAGCUCUGGCCCGCUGUAGUGAGAGCGAGGCCCGAUGUGCGGCCCUGGAGGCCGAGUCGAAGGUGUGGGCGCGGGAGCGUGAGGAGUCGGUGGCCAGGAUGGAGGCUCUGAGACGGGACCACGAGCGGAUGACGGUGCUGCAGCAGAGACAGGAGGUGGAGCUGGAGGAACUGCUGGACAAACACUCACAGCUGAGAAGCAACAACCGCAGCCUGGAGGCCCAGCACAGGGAGCUGGAGGCAAGGUACAAAAACACUGUCUGCAUUCAUUAAACCCUUUGAUGAGUGUGCAAAGAUGGGACUGUGACUGCAGAGCAUUUCCGCCCGCUUUCUUUCUUUCUUUGAGGGCUUUUAAAAAAAUGAAAAUGUACCCAAGAUCAACAAAAUAAUCCACCAACACAACUUGAAUCCUGCUAGGACACGCUCCUUUUCCCUCCUGUCAUACAUUUGAAGCCACAUUUCUUUUUCACUGGAUGAAUGUUGUGUUUGUAAUCUGAAGGUACAAGGAGAUCCUGGACAGUAAAACCCAACUUGAAGAGCGGGAGCAGGAGAUAAAGAUGGAGAGAGGGGAGAUGGAGGCAGAAGCCCAAAGGAGACUGGAGACAGAAAGAGAGCUGAAGAGGCUGAAAGAAGACAGUGAGAGGUGAAAAAAUAUGCUCACAACUCAUCCUCCCCAGAAUAACAUUCAUGAAAUCUCAUUAACUUUCACUGCUCUUCUCUCACUGCAUACACACCAUUUGAAUAUGGGGAGAAAUCCAGGAAUCGGUCUGAAUGCGCAUGCAAAAUGUUUCCUGUUCACUGAGUUUGUGCUGAAAGAAGCAGCUUAGAAAUAUUAGGAACAAAACAAGGAAAAAGAGGAAAAGAUGUAUUUAAGCUUCAGACCGGGCUUGGUAAGAUUUCUGGUAAAAAGUGCCUCUUACAGUUUAUCCUCAUAUAACAUGACCAUAUCUAAAACUUCACUGUGGUUUACAGUGAGUAUGACAACAGGUUUUUAUCGCAGAAAUGAUUACUAACUUAACGUAUGAAAGUAUGGAAAUAGAUUUGAUCAAUUUCCUGGUCUUAAAUGGUAUGGAAAAUGAAAAGUUAAGUAUGGUUCUAAAAGUUCUAAAAUACUGUUUUCUAAAACAGAAAAGUCGGUAUUUCCAAAAAUAAUGCUAAAAUUCUAGCGUAUGGAAAUUCAAACUGUGUAGGAACCCUGUAUAUGUCACAUGAUGGGUUAUCAAGAUGCACUAUGGGAAACAUUUUGGGUGUCAGAUGUCUGACAACACGUAAAUUAAAUGCUGAAGAUAGAAUGAACCGAAGAUUAGACAUGCAGAGUCAUGUAACAUUUAACCAAAACCGUGUAAGAAACACUACUGCAGAGUAGCAGCGCUGCAGCAAACAGCAGAGAAACCAAAUCAACAGCUUGCUGGUAAAUAAAACGGAGCAUUUAACAGCUAAAGAGCAAGUAUGUCCCUCAGGAGAGACUGAGGACUAAAACAGAUAACAGAGGGUGAAUAUUGGACUCUAGAUUAAACGCUUCUCAGGGUGAACGGUAAUGUUGCUCUGUAACUGAAGAUGUUUAAGUAAGAGUCUGUUUAUAUGGAGUUUGAAGGUAAAGCAGCAUUAAUGAUGUGUUUCACUGCCACAAUUUUAAAGUAAAUAAACGUGUGAUUUAAGGUUUAGAGAAAAACGAGCUAAAGAUGAAAUGUUAAUAACACGGCUGGUGUUUUUGUUAAUCUGCUAUGGUGUUAUUGUCUGAUUUUGGACUGUCAGUGAGUGAAAAGGAGACAUCGAAAGAUGCAAACAUGUUAUCUUAAGACCAUGUGGUUUAUUGACCCUUGUAUAAAGAUUUGUACAACAAAAAACUUUAAAAACAUGAAAUACAUGAAGGGAGAGAAGGGAAGUGUCUGAUGAUCAACACUGAACUCAUCAAAUUCCUUCCACAGUUAUUGAAAUGAGUUUUCUCUAAUCAUUACUAUCAUCACAAAAUGAAGGAAAUUGGAUGUUUUGUUACGACUCAAACGUCUUUAUUGUGAGUAAUGAUCUAAAACUGUUCGAUUCAGUCGUUUUAUGUGAGAGGAUGUCAGAUUCAUGUGUUGGUUGUUGUCUGGCUUCAUGAAAACUGUCCAUGUUGUGCAAUAAAAUAACAAGAGCUCCAGUUAGAGAGGAGUGACCAAACAAUGAUCCACAGAAACAAGAAGUUAAGCCUGUGUGUGUGUGCGCGUGUUUGUGUGCAUGUGUGCAUGUGUAGGCUGCAGGCCCAGCAGAAGGAGUGGUUGGCGUCACAGGCGGAGCUGCUGGCUCAGGGCUCGAUGCUCAGGGGGGAGCUGAGCGCCUCCCAGCUGGAGCGGACACGGCUGGAGGGGGAACUCAGCGCCCUGAGGGAAACCAACCAGAACCUGGACCUCAGCAGUGCCCGUCUCACCAGCCAGUACCAGGUAUUAACCAGAUGCACACACAUAACAGUGUUUUAUCAACAUGUACACACCUGCAGACACACACAGGUGUUUUGUAUUCAGGCGGCCAACUACUGACAUGCAAAACAGGGAUUUAGUGCUUCACGGUGAGGACACCCUCUUGAAAUAAAAGGAAAAAAAAGUAUUCAGGGCAUUAUUGGGUAAUUAAACACACUUUAGUAAAAAUUGAUUGGAGGUUUUAGAGAUUGUUUUACAUGGCUAUGGUCAGGGAGGAACAACUAUCUACUACUUCAUAUCACGAGUGAGGAGCUAUGAGAGGCUUUUUCCUAUUCCUUGGUUUAAAUCCAAUUUCAUCCUUCUACCAAAAAAAAAGAAAAGAUGAUUUAUUGAGCUAAACAGAAAAUGAAUACCAAGUAGGUCAUAAGAACCAGGGGAAUCUUUACAACAGCUUCAUUUUCUUCCCACUGCCGUCAAAACAGGCGCUGAAUAUUUAAGAGAAAAAAAGUCAGGAUGCAAAACAGUCUUUUCUCGUCGUCGGGAUAAAACUGGAGAUUAGAUCUUGCUUCAUCAUCAAAUUGAUCAUGAAAUCAAUCCUGAAUCAAAUGACCUUUUUUAAAGUAGCCAAGACCGUUGUGGUUAGAUUAUUUUUGAUUCAGAACAAAGAAGAAGAGGAGGCUGUUUCACAAAUUUACUGCAGGAUUCAAGACAUGACUGAAGCAGAUGAUUUUCUGGAUCAAGUCGUAGCAACAUGUUUAUGAUUUUUAGUUCAUUCAGGGAAGUUUUUUAAGUAGAGUUGGGCUGAAUCCACGUUACCUUACCACGUCUCUGUUUCACAUACUACCACCUUGAAUUUAUCUAAAGUCUAGAUUGAACAGACAGCUCAUGUUUAAUACACAAUUCUGAGUAGCUGUUUCUCUGUGUUUUUAGUCUUUGUGAAAGUUCAUCUCUAAUCACCUGCUGAUCCAAAGCAGCUUAAUAUCUAACAGAUGUAGGAUUGUAAAUGUUCUCAUUCAAAUACCUGCAAAACAUGGACAUAUUUCUCAAAACGUGGAAAGACUUCUUUUAAAUGCUUUUUUUUUGUAAGAGUUCAAUCAAGAUUAAAAGUGGCAUUCACCUUUUUCCCCCCAGAAAUGUAUUUUUAUCAGCAUUUAUCCAUGGGAGCCACACUAGACGCCUAAUUGGGUCCCUGAAAACUCUACAUUGAAUACAUCAGUUUAAAUUUUAGAAAUCAGACGCCCGGGUCUCUCAUUAUGCUGUUCUGCAGAAGGAGAGCAGAGAGAGGGAGAGGCAGUGCUUCUCUUUAAUCCAAAGUUCAGAAUCGAGCCUGUCUGGUCUCACAAUUAACCUGUUGCAGCCUCUGGUAUAACUGACGGGGCUGGACUGGACAGCACUGAGACUACAAAGGCAAAAAAAUAAUUGGAAAGAGAUUCACUGAAAGACAAUUAGGAUGACUGUUCAUUCAAGGCUCCAAUGUAGCUUUUGUUUAAGUUUGACAAAAAGAAAGAAUAUUUGUGGUUUAAAGGCUUUUUUUUUUUUUGCUUUAAUCAGAUACUUUAAAGCUUAACAUGCAGAUUUUUUUUGCUUUUCCCUUCUUCAUUGUUUCAUGUUGACCUUGUUUGUUGUUCUGCUAGCGGCUGAAUGUCAUUUCAGAUGUGGGUGGUCAGUGUUGGUAAAAUCUUUGUCAGUUUUCCUCAUCAGCACUUAAUCCUUUCAGUCACCAUCUCUUUCUUUCCUUGCACCACUGGCAGUUACAUCUUGAUUUUGCUCCUUUUACUAAACUGAUGCAUUCAUUAUUACGGACCACUUUUAAAAUAGAUUGACUUUGAUCAUUGAAUAUUAAUUCUGCUGUAAAUGUGUACAUAAAUACAAACCAUCAAACUGUGUCUUAAGAGUGCAGUCAUGGAUGUUAAAGAAACAUUCAUAAAAUAGGCAGAGAGGUUUGUUUACAGAGAUAAUGAUGUAUUUAUGUUCCAUUAAAACCAUAUUUUUAAUUGAUUACACGUUCACAGCUGUUGACUCAGCUGAAGGGGAACAUGGAGGAGGAGAACCGACAUUUAGCAGAGCAGAACCAGAGCCUGCUGAAGGAGAACCGGGCCUUACUGGAGCAGAGCCUGGAGCGCCGGGACCAGCAUUACUCACAGCAGAAGGAGUACCAGUCAGUACACACACACACACACACACACACACACACACACACACACACACACACACACACACACACACAAUCACACACACACACACACACAAACCUGGACUUGCACACAAUCACACACACACAUAUUCAUGGUCACAGUUUUGGAUGUAGAGUGAGUUUGGUAAACCCAAUAUCAUUAAACCUAGUUUACUUAAAAGGCAGGUUAGUUACUAUGGCAACAUAUGCUCUGAAUCUGACUUGCUUUCUGGCAGGUUUUCCUGCACAAAAACAGAGUUCCAUAUUUCUUUCUUUCUUUCUUUAUCUCUUUUUUCUUUCUUUCUUUCUUUUUUCUUUCUUUCUUUCUUUCUUUCUUUCUUUCUUUCUUUCUUUCUUUCUUUCUUUCUUUCUUUCUUUCUUUCUUUCUUUCUUUCUUUCUUUCUUUCUUUCUUUCUUUCUUUCUUUCUUUCUGUCUUUCUUUCUUUCUUAUUUCUUUCUUUCUUUCUUUUUUCUUUCUUUUUCUUUCUUUCUGUCUUUCUUUCUUUCUUUCUUUUUCCUUCCUUCCUUAAUUUUUUUUCCUCCCGUUUAACCUCCCACUUUCUCUUCCCAUCUCCUCUGUCUGUCUUAAGCACACAUUGAUGCACAUUUAAGUUUGGCUCUUACAUCUUUGUACACAUCAAAGUCCUGGUUGUUCAUUACAUUCAAGCCUCUGGACAAAAACUAAAUCACUAGCUUGUAUGAAGAACUUGUCAUAUAUAACAGAGUCAGCCAUCAGCAAUUGACUCAUCUUCUGCCUAGGGAAAAAUGUGGAUGUAACAGUCUGUUCAUACCCAGCGAAUAAAAGCACUUCUUCAUUGUAAAGGUUUAAUGCUGGAAGAAAAUAACUUUACAGUCCAGCAGCACCCAGCAGUCAUCCUUUUAAAUGACUUACAGACUGGUAACAGAUUAAUCCAGAGCUAACAGUGAUCACGCAGAGCUGACUUCACCAUUUAUGUCUAAUGAGCCAAAUUGCUCCUACACCUCCAAUUCCUUUUGCAGGUUAAUUUAAGACACUCAUUCUUUAAACAAGACUGCUUCAUAUAGACAGUCUCCGCUGAUUUUUCUGUGAAAAUGUUCCUAAUAAAUAAUCACAUUUUAGUGCUUUACAGGACAUAUUCAGUUAAGCACCCUGCUACAUGUGAGAAACAGUAAGGCUGUGCAGCAAAUUCACGUUAAAAGGUUUCUGUGUAGAGCCAUAGAAAUGCAUUAAAUAGGUUGAUUGUAUAAAACAGUAUGGAGUGGUUUAGAUGAAAAGAAGGAUCUAUGCUUCAAAGGGUGCAUGCUUUAAGAUGAAAACAAAACCAGUUUUGAAAUAUUAAUGGGAAAAAAAAAUCUGUUUUGCAAAUGAAUUACAUGUGUGGCCUUCGGGAAAUGAACAGUUCGGCUUUGUGAGACACAACAGUAGUUCACCUCACAUUGCCUCACUGUGCAUUUGUUCUUUUUUUUCUGUGUCCAUAUGUAGUUUUUUUCUUAAUGUGUAGCUUUAACCAAAGAACUGGAGGAAAGACUGUGGAGGUCUUUGUUCUGAGGGACACGGAGUCAUCACCUGAUAGCUGUUCUCCUCAGCUUUUCCAAGUGUUUGUCUGUGUCUCAGCUAACUACUUUUGAUUUGAACGCUUUUAACAAGCAGCUGGCACUUAAAAACCAGCUGUGUGUCUCCUCACCAUAACUGUUCUGGCUCAUCUCAAAUUGACUUAAAAUUCCCAUGUGUGGGAUUUUUUUUUAGCUGAUCGCAAAAGGCAGAAACCGUCCUGACAUCAUCCUGAAAGCAGCACACUCAUAAACACAUCACUAGCAGCCUAAUCGAGGGAUUUAUGCACUGCUAUCAUCUGCAACAUCUGGGUGUAUUGAUGUUAUUUUGUUGUUAAAAAAUGUUGGCUUGCAGUGUUAAAUCUGUAACACAUUAUGAUGACUGACAUGGCUAGAAUAUGUUUGAUUACAGGGACACGAGUGUUUAUUGUAAAAAAUGUGAAAUACCUGAUGUAGGAGCAGUUUUUUUAAAAUGCUGCUAAUUUCACUGGUAACCUGCAGCACAGAAAUGAAAACCUGCUCAGCUUUUACUCUGAAUUGAACCACUUGACUUCUUUAGCUAAUAAAUGUUUAAACAGAGGGCUGUUUUUCACUCAUAAUAGGUUAUCAUAAUAGCAGCACUGUAAUGAAAAGAACUGGGGCCGUAUUCCUAAAGAUUCUGAGGGCAAAGUUCCUCCUAGUGGCCAAAUUCUAAGAAAAUUAUUUGAAACAUGAUGUUUGUGGUUGAUCUCAUUAGAGAUGCACUUACUUCUCCAACCCAACAACACAAUGUAAUACCACCCGAAAUGAAAGCCAACCAACACUGUGUCUCAUUGGUUGGUCAAUACUGUGCAAUGGGCCUAAGCUUUCACACAUUUUGUUAGAUAAUUUUAAAGUAUAACUUACUAUUUAUUUAACAGAUAUUUUCUUUUAUGUGAAAUAUUAUUUACAAUCACACAGUCUUCAUAAGAUCAGAUUCAGUUAUUAAGUUCAUUGAUUUGAAGGUCCAUCCUUUGCCAAUUAUCACCAAAAGUACAUUUUUAUGUAGCUUUAGGCUCAACCAAUCACAGCUUUGGAAAUGAUGACUCAUAUAUCUAGCAACAGGGUCAACCACACCUCCUCACAUAAAUAAAAGUCCUGGAAUCACUCCUGAACAUAUGCUGCGUUUGAGUUACUUUGGAAGUCAGAUGUUGGAGCUGAAAAUGACGUCACGCCCGAGUUCCCAGCAUUUCAGUGGCCAAGUCGGAAAAAAGCGAAAUCGGAGGCGGAAACAAGAUGGCCGCCUCCGAUUUCGCUUUUUUCCGACUUGGUCACUGAAAUGCUGGGAACUUGGGUGUGACGUCGUUUUCAGCUCCAACAUCUGACUUCCGAGGGAACGCGAACGCAGCAUUAGACUCCUUGUUAGGAGUUUUUAGGUUAAGUUAGGAGCUCUCUGAUUGGAUUCUCAGAAUCUUUAGGAGUACGGGCCCUGAUCUUUUAAAAACCUUUUGAAAACUGUUUUUCUCUUUAGAAAAGCUUUGUUGAAACUCAGCAGACUCCCAGAUCAACCCCCUUCCUGCUGAUUUAUUAGAUUAGUUUUAAACAUCUGAAGGUCUCAAGUUAAGAAUCAAAGGUGUACAGCGCACUUUUAAGAUAGUUUAUCCAAACGGGAGCAUUAACUCCUGUGGCUUAGGCUAUUUGAGCAGAAAACACAGGAGUCUGUCUUUAGCCAAGUGAACUGUGGUGUGGUUUAUUAAAAAUGAAAAUUUAAUCCAAGUAGCAGCAGGAUACAAAUCCGAACAAUGUUUCAGGAGGGUGAAUGUUAUUAUAUCAAACCCAGAUGUGUCUGUUUCUUAUUCAAACAAGCUUUUAAAAAUAUGAACGAGGCUCAGUGAGGUUUAGUGAUUGUAGCCGAGGAUCAUAUUUUCAUACAUCUCUGUAUGAGAAUGACAUUACAGUCUAAUUAACGUGCCAGCUGAAAUGAUAUUAUGUGCGGACCCAAACUCACCAUUAUCAUCACACCACAUUUCUGUGAUCCUCCUCUAACAUUUAUCACCUUAUGAAAACAUUUUACAGACAUCUCAGAUCUGUAAUCUCUCAGUUUUUUCCCUAAAGACAUAUUUUGAAGACCUUAGAGUGCAAACGACAGUACAGAGGUCAUUUGGUUUUCAAAAAUCUCAUCUGUUUUUGUUGAAGAAAUGAUGAAGAGCCCUUGCAAACUAAUGUUGCCAGAAAUGUUGUGUCUCCAGAAGGCCAGGGCAUAGAGAUGGGUCUUUUAUAAAAUAGAUCCAAGUGUCCUUCAACAGUUUCCUCCAGCUCCAGACCUAUUUUACACAUUUAAUAGUGUUGUGUUCAAAGGUAAGUUUUGGGCUGUAUUUGAAACACUCAGAGGAGGGUUUGGACGAGCUAACAGACAGACACAGAAAUAAUAAAAAAUAAAUAAAACCCUCCAUCGCUCACCAUCGUAGCUUUGUGGGUGGCCAACAUUUACUAAUUAGUACAGAACACAUGGUACAUCUGAAGCUGAUGGAUGGUUGUUAAAUAAAGUCUGGGGAGGUUUUAAAAUCAUCCUGCAGGGGAAAUGAAAGUCUAUCAAAUGUCUCUACAAUCCGCCUCAUUGCUGCAGACAUAUUUGAUGCUGUGUCAGAGUUUUGGAGUACUGACAUUGCAGUCUGUAGAUCCAUGCUGUUAAUAGUGAGGAUUUUCGAAUUAAGUUUCUGAAAAUGUUGCUGCUGUAAAUGUGUUUGUUUUUGUUUUCAGUGUGUUAUAGAUCCGGCCUUGUUACAGGAUUCAAGCAAAAACAUGAAUCUGCGUUAAAUCCGUUCAGUUCAGCAGCACCUCUCUGUGUGGUCAGCCAACCUUUCCAAGUUCAUGUUGAAAACGCUUUCUUUCUUUAAUCCAAUCAUGUCAUGUUGUUCUUGUGGGAUUGUCAUCAGAACCAAGCUGACCAAAAAGGGUAACCAGCAGACAUUACCGUCACCAGACCUGUGCGGCCUGCAGGGCUGCAUACUGACCAUCACUCACCUCUCAUAACCUUUCCCCUGCCUGCAGCUGUGUCAGUGACCGGCAGUCGGCUGCUACCAUCACUGACUUUGUGUUCAGGCGUCUUACAUUCAGCAGGUUUUUCUGAGCAUUCAGGCUGUCUCUUUUGAUACUGUCCUGCUUUAUAUUUGUCCACACUGCAGCUCAAAUCCUGAACUCUCUGCUCCCAAGCGUCAAACUAACAUGAACAUCCGUAAACAGACUCUGAUGGGCUGCUUUGAAAAGAAAAAUCUAGUCCUAACAUCACAGCCAGAUCUGUUUAAGAAAUGGCCUUAGUUUUACACUAUCAGAGACAUUACAUCACAUUGUCAGACUGCUUAUACUGAUAAAAGAUUUGUGAAAUAAAUCAAACCGUUUAAAAUCCUCAAUCCUCCGUCUUCUUCUGAACUGCUCUUGUGUUUUUCUUCAGGGAGAAGCUGAGCGAGCUCCGUCGGGAGAAGCAGAAGUUGGUGGAGAAGAUUAUGGAUCAGUAUAGAGUCCUCGAGCCCAGCAUGCCGUCUCCAGCCAGCAAAGCCAAGUACUGUAUAGAAGUAUUAUGUCUGUAUAUUUUCCCUUUUUUAGUUGAUUGCACCUCAUUACAGCACAGUAUCCCUGCAGAGUGUAGGGCAAUGUAUGUGUUUGUACAGCGUGGCUCAUUUUCAAAGAACCAAACAAAAAGACUUACAAAUGUGUUUUUGUCAAAUCUGUGCAGGUCUUGUUAGAGGAAUUUAAUGGACUCAUUGUUUAAAUUUUUAAUCCGAUAUGCCAUAAGAUGUUUCCAGUAUUUUGUUAGAUUUAGGCGAAACACCAUCAGCUACGAUAUGAAAUGGCAUGGUUGACGAUUUGAGAAGCAGUUGAAAAAAAACUGAGCCGUCGAGACAGAUUUGAAAAAAGUGUUCCACCCCCCACACACAAACCUCUCCCUUCUGUGCUCCACGAUAACUCCCCCCGAACCUGUAUCGCCCUCCCCACGACACACCCCUUCUGACUGAGCAGAAGCCGGCCGGCAGAAGAUCGUACGCUAGCUUCAAAUAGGAUUCACCAUGUUGGAUUGCUAGUGACUAGCGGCAGUAAAUGCCAGCUAUGCUAGCGAGUGCCGUCUGCAGCUGCCUGGACAGCUACCAUGUUGACAUUACAGGGACUAAUAAGAGUUAUUUAUGUAACAUGUGCCACAAUAAAAGGCAAAAAUGACCUGUUCAACAAAAACUCUGCUGUGUCUGCGUCUGCUUUCAGGCCCAAAUCCUGGUGAAGCUUUUCUCCACCACUCGAAGGAUGACCCAAUAAUUCCUCGCUUAGUCACAUUUCCUCUUCGUCUCUGCCCUUUUUUCCGUCGGCUUGCAUUUCCUUAGCACUUUUGGCGGUGGGGCGAGCAGAGGUGUUUUUUUUUUUCCCCGUCCUUUUCCAUCACAGCUCCUGUAGCUAAGCUGCUACGCUACUUUUAUCCACUCAGAGCUCCAAGGAGAGCCGGAAGAGUGGAAGGGGACGAGUCAGAACGAAUACAGCAAGGUGAUUGGAUGGAGAGGAGGGCAGGAGAUCUACCAAUAGGAGCUGUCCGGGACGAAUGGCUCCCAUUGGUCAAUGUUUUUGCAGCCCUGUACCUGCGAGGGUGAACGGAUUUUUUCCAUUCUUUUUUCUCUUCACUUUGUGGAGAUCGCACUAUCGAACCAUGAUCACCAUAUAAACGAGGUUCAUAAUUAUUACCAAUCUCUCCAAUCAUCAACCAUGCAUUUAAUAUCAUGAAAUCUCCUGUUUGACUUCAUUUGUAGGUGCUGCUGUUUUCUGUGGAUCAUCUGAGAUUGAUCAUGUGGUUGCUAAUGCGACUGUGUUUGCAUGUGGUGAAGAUGGCGCUGUGUGAUGUUGCUGAAGUCUGAUGAGUAAAUGUGCUUGACAAGCCACUACCCUGGUGAACUACAGUGUCUGAAUAAUUGAAGUGCUGCUGUGGGCAAACCAAUCUUUCUUUCUGAACAUGUCUAAUUUUAAAAUAUGUUGUUCGAGCUGUAAUGUACUCUGAGUAAUGGCACACUGUGGAUUACAUGAUGACUUUUCUUUACAAACAUGUUUUUUUUCUUGUUAUGAGAGAUUUUCUUCCAGGCCAAACCAAGGACAGAGACCACAGGAUUUUUUUUUUCCCCUUGUUGGUUUUGUGUAGCGAUGGGCCCCCCUUAAGCUUACCUUACAGUGUGAAUAUGGUUUGCUUCACAAGCUGUUGUUGUUAAACAGAGCCUGAAAUAAUGUGGCAUGCCCACAGAUGUACAUUGUGUAUAGAGUGUGUAAUGAUGUGAGCUGUUGAGGUUUCAGAGUGGGAUUUGAGGUUACAGAGGCAAAAUGUGCAACCCAGAAUCAGACACUAAAUCUUCUUUUCCAUUUCCACGCUGCUUCUCCUCAAAAUCAGAAAGAUCCAGAUGAGGGAUUUCCUCGCCUUUUGUUUGUUUCCUAAUAUCCUUAAAACCAAAGUUAUGGCAGAGAGAACAGUUUUUGAUUGAACAGCUGGCAAAUGUUUUGAACCGUGAAUUAAAUGUGAAUCACAUGAAUUGUUUUGGAUUAACUGUUCUCAUGUCAAAAUAGUGCUACAAGUUAGUCAGGCUUUGACAAAUCAAUUACAACAUUUCCGCAUUGAUUUUUUUGAUGUUAUGUUGAAAAGGCACGUCUUUGGCAUAAGAAAUGACAGUUGGAACCCGCAGGAGUAUUUUGUCCUCAUUUUAAAUUUCACGUCAGAAAGUAAACAGCAUGGAGCACAAUGCAGUUUUAUGAGUUUGAUGUAUCUAUUGUGACACUGGUUGUUCUCUUGAAAAUCAGGGCAUUUUACUUUUUAGUGUGUGUUUGCACAAACUGACACACACACAUAAACACAGACUCCCCCAACUCAUUCCCUUUUUUGUAAAUGGUCCCUAUCCUUUAUGUCCUUAAAGGAAAUCUAACUGGAUUGCAGACAGAAUGAAGAAGCUAAUCAAACCGCGAGGAGGAGGGAAAGAGGGACGCGCCCUCUACACCGCCGCGGGCAGCGUGGAAAACCUGGCCGACAGCACUGAAUUUACAUCAGACGCACACACUUCUCAGCCCGGUGAGACCACACACACACACAUACACAAUCAGACAUGCACACACACAAGUGCUCCGGCGCACCACCUCUCGCAAACAGCAGCCAACUGGUUUUCACGAAGAUAUGCUCGCAUGCUCACCCCAUCAAGCGAGGCUACAGGCAUGCAUACAAAUCAUCUCAUGACUACCAAGUGUGGUCAGCAUUGAUACCACUCUCCUCCCCUCAGAUCUCCCCCUGCAGAGCGCCAAGACCGACUGAGGCAGGUUUUCUCUGCUAACCACAUGUUGAAAGGAAAAGAGGCUUUAUUCUCUUUUAUGCACCUUGACGGCUGAAUGAAUUUAGACGUUGAGUGAUAGAUAAAAAGCGUGCAGCUUUUUUCAAAGUCAGGAUUUAAGCUGCAACCUGCAUUUCAGAUUUUUUUCACCCUCUCUGAUACACUAUUAUUAUCCCCAUUUAAUUUUAUUUUCUCUCCCUUUGUGUUUCUGUUAUCCUGCUUUCUAAAGCUGUGUGUCAGCUGGGUGAGCUCAGCUCCUUCUGUUCCUCAACAAGUGGACUGCUGGGUUUUUAUUGAGCCUGUAUAUCAAACACCAUCUUGAAACCCCACCACAAGAGCAAGAAGCGGAGAGUCUCAAACAAUCAUGCCUGUAGCCGACACGCUACAGCCUAACAGCAAAAAAAUUCAAUCCCAGUGCGACUGGUCUUAAAUAAUAGGUGGGCUUUGUCUGGUAACACACAAGUAAAGCCAGCCCACACAUCAUACACCAUUCCUGUUUCAUCCUGUUGUUUAUGUCGUUUAAUAAAUCACCAAGCCUGCCUUUAACCCUGAAACUACACUGCCAUUAAAACAGGUUAAAUAGACCUAAAAUACUGGUCUGUCCAGCUCAAAGGCUAGAUCACAACCCAGAGGGCGGAGCAGGCUCAAAUCCACUGACCAAUCCUCUCGAUCCGGACAUGAAAACACCCUCCAAAUAAUCUCAUUUUAAUGAAACCUUCUGAGCAAACCUUGAUAAAGCUCUGACUUAGACUUUUAUCAUCUCAAUAUCAUCAUUUUCAUCUAAAAUUUCAUCACAUGUGAUAUAUUUUACAUUUAUAUUGACAAGGUUUAAUUUUUCAGUAGAAAGCUACCACUUUGUUUAUGCAGUAUAACACUAUUAUACUCAUGAGAGAUCAUAACAGAAGCAUAUUUUCAAUGUUUUCUCACCUUUGAAAUGUGUCACAGCAUGUUUUUUCAAUUUCAAACAAACAAAGAUUAAGAUUAAGAGUCUCCUGCAGACCAUCAGCAGUGAAUUCAUUGAAAUCGGGUAUUAAAUACACUCACUGCUGUAUGGUUCUCCAACAAAUAAGCGGAUGUUUCCUUUAAUGAGUUAAAUGUUGCUUCUUCGGUCAUUUUCGAGGUUUUCACACUUGGCAUUUAUUGAUUUGAUUCUUAUUACCUUUAAAGCGAGAAAGUGAAAUUGCAUCCGUAGCAGAUUACUGUUGACAAAUGCAUGAAUGCAUACUUAACGUACUGUAUGUGCCUCACUUAGCUCUGUGUGUGAAAGCAUGAAGGUUUUAUUGAUUUCAUAUUGAUUAAGAGCUCUGAGUAAGAGAUUCAAAUGAAUGUUUACAGUGUUCGCUGUACUUCAGCAGCUUGUGAUGGUUUGUCUCUUCAAAUCAUUCACUCAUAGAUCAUGGUUGAGGGAAGAUUAAUGUCUGAACACACUUGAGAGAGUUGACAGAGGUCGCCAGAAGUCCAGUUGCUCACCCUGGUUAAUGGUUGACCAGAUCUUCCACCUUUAUUUUUAUUUUUGCAGAUGCCGGUGAAAGUUAACCUUGUGCGUAUUUGUCAUAGUUGUUUCUUUACCUGUUUUUUCCAGAUCCCCGCAGUGCUCCUGUCUCUCCUUCCCCGAUGAGAAGAGCCCCAUCUCAGACAGAUCCUGACAUCUCAGGUCCCGGAACUCCAGCCACACGCCCCGGCUCAGGAGGCCGUCGUAAACUGGGAUCUCGUCACGGCUGGGGGCUCGGGUUGGCAAGAGCAGGGUCUGGAGUUUCUCAAUCGUUCAGCGCCGGCGACCAAAAAACACCACCUCGCCUGCGACUGCGCUCCAGCCAAAACACCUCCUCUGUCCUCUGGGAGGGAGAGCGAGGCCAAACAAACCCAGAACCGGCAGCAAAGGCAUCACCGACCAGUCAGGAGAGUGUUGAGGAGGAAGAAGGUAAAGGUGAGGAGCAGAGAGUGGAAUGAGAAAGAUGUCUGUCAAUGUUAGCUUUCAAAAAUCUCCUCUCUAACAAGCCAAAAGAGAAUAUCUUUAUAGGAACACAAUGUCAAGUUUUUGUUAAAUUGUUAACCUGUUUUCUAAAAUAAAAAUGCAAUUUUUUAACAUUUCUAAAAUGGUUGUGUGUGUUUGCAAGGCUCAAAGCAAAGUGCACAGAAUUAAUAAAAAUCUUUUGGGAAACAAGUUGAAUGUUAAACUGAAUAAAAACUGGACUGUAAAGUAAAAUUAUUCCCCGAGAGCAGCUGUAACAUCUACAAUCACUGAAGAAACAGCUCAUACUCUUCUUAAUAAAACAUGCGCUGGCCUAUUAGACUGAGAUCUUCUCUGCCUUCCAGACAAUCAACACUCGAGUGGAGACGUGGCAGCAGCCUGA